Messenger RNA from Cyanistes caeruleus (blue tit), 3014 nucleotides. RefSeq names its product antiviral innate immune response effector IFIT1-like. Gene Ontology annotation, molecular function: protein binding. Gene Ontology annotation, cellular component: cytosol. The record is from RefSeq and is a predicted model, not a curated record. Gene Ontology annotation, biological process: defense response to virus. NCBI's taxonomy places the organism in Eukaryota, Metazoa, Chordata, Aves, Passeriformes, Paridae.
AAGCAUCUACCCUGCUCCUCCAGCAGUAAAUUCUCCUCCUUCCUUUGCGCUGCUGCAGUGACUCAUCAGCAUCCUGAGGGGGAAAUAGUGAUAGGUUUUUUCUUCUUUGCUGGCAGGAAUAUGAUUUUAAGGCUGGUGGUUUCUUCCUUCUCAGUUUAGAGUUUACUUGAGGCUACUUUAUUUUAAUAUAUUUUUUACUAUUCUCUCUACUGGAAUCUUUCUUCCCAGGGCUGCAAUCCCCCAUUACACCCAGACACACCACGUGUACUGCAUUUUACCUUUAUUUUUUCUGUCAUUUCCACUGCUUUCUGUCACCUGCCAAAGCCUCAGUGAUGGAUUCCUGGUGAGAUGAUGACACCCCUGGGGCCAUCCCGAGCUCUGUCAGCACUUCCUGCUCCUUCAGGAAGGAUUUGGGAUUUACCCCAGGGACACUGCUGUCCCUCACACCAAACUGUGCAAACACAGUUGCCAUCCCCUUUUUCUGGCUGGUUGCUGUGCCAGGCAGACGAGAUAAACCCCAACAAAGCCGCCAGGGCAGAUCCAGAUGAGUCCUGGGGACAAAGUCCUGCAGCCUUUGGCUGCUCACCAAUCAAGGUGAUGCAGCAUUUCCAUUCUGAUGGACCCUCCAUCACCUCACACCAGGUGUAACUUCCUGAAAGCUCUAACACCAAAGUCCUUUCCAGCAGGGAGAAGUCUCCAGGGGGGAGUUCAGACCCUGCUGCUCUGACCACAGGGUUCCCUUCCUUGUCUAUCCAAUGUUUUAUGAAGGGAAGAUGGACAGCAAGAAGACACUUUCUUUUUCUGGUUUAAGCUCUUUCAGUUUCAUUUCAUCCUAGAUAAGUGGUUUCAUCUGACCCCACCCAGGAGAGAGCUUUCCUAUUUAAGGCUCAGUCUGUCUUUAAGGUUACAGACUGUCCUCCCCAGGGUCUGAUGCCACAUGAAAGAGGUGCAGCCAAGCCAUUGUCCCUCGACAGUGACGUGAUGUCCGCAGCAGAAAUGAGCAGGGAGCAGCUGAAGGAGAAGCUGGACGCCCUCCAGUGUCACUUCACCUGGGAGCUGGACAUUGACUCUCUCAGUCCUCAGCACGUCCUGCAGAAGUUGGAUGUCGAGAUCAAGCACACGGCCCACCAGAACCAGGUGGCUCUCCUGGGGCUCCAGGCAUUCCUGCACCAGCUGGACAACCAGAGCACAGCAGCUCUGCAAAGCCUCCGAGCUGCUGAGGAGCGCAACAGCGAGGAGGAGGAGCCGGCAUCCACUGCCGGCUCUUUGGUCAUCUACGGGAAUUAUGCUUGGAUUCAUUACCUUCAGGGCUCCUAUCAGGAGGCUGAAACCUGCCUGCAACGAGCUCAGCAGCUCUGCCCAACCCCCUGGGACGUGCGGCUGCUCCCGCACAUCCAGGCACACAAAGGCUGGUCCCUCCUGGUCAUCAGAGCCCGCAACGGGCAGCGGGCAAGAGAGUGCUUCGAGGUGGCCUUGAUGCUCGAACCAGAGAACAGAUCUUUCCGUACUGGGCUUGGAAUGGCUCUUUAUUCCUCCUGGAAUUUCUUCUGGCAACCUGAUAUGGCAAGCAAAGCCAUAGCCCCGUUGGAAGCAAUUGUCAACGAGCAGCCAAAUAACUACAGAGCCAAAAUAUAUUUGGCCAGGCUACUUGGACAAGGAGAUAGGGAAAAAUCAAUUGGCUUGGCUGAAGAAUGUGCAGAGGGAAGCUCUGACCCCGAGGUCCUCAGACUAUCGGUUUUUCUCAGGAUGUCACAGUCGACAGAGCGAGCGCUCGAGAUCGCGCAGCGAGCCGUGCAGCAGAACUCGGGUUACCACCUUCUCUACCAGGCCUUGGCCCAGUGCUACAAACAACAGUGGCUUAAAGCAAACCAGGAGGACAAGAAUAAUAUACUGGAUGCAGCCAUCAGACACCUCCAGCAAAUUGUUGAGGCGCAUCCAGACCGUGACCUUACAAUUGUCAGGCUGCAGCUGGCGGAGCUCAUUGGUGCGAGGGAUCCAGCACAGGAAGAAGCGAUCUACAAGGAGCUGCAGGAGAAAAUCCAGACCCUGAGCCUCAGGUACCGUCAAGCCUUGAAUCGUGCCUGGGGAAAGUUCUUCCUCUACCGGGGGAGAUCGCUGGGAAAGGCAAGAGCCAAGUUCAUGGCUGCUUACAGCAUUCCUGUGCAGACAGACCAGAGGAAGGACUGUGGGCGCAGGCUGAGGAGGAUGGCUCAGACCUACCAGCGCAACGGUGACCCCGACGCUGCCAACGACAUCCACCGCUUCCUCCAAGAGGCCGACCGGCACCUGUACGGGGACCCUGCUGCGCUCAGUUUGGAUGAUGAGGAUGAUCCCAUCCCAGAGAGAGCAGAGAAUGACUUUUCCCAAGGCUAGAAGGGCAAAAGGAACUGUCUGGCUCUGCACAGCAGUGCCAUCCCUCACAUGGUGAUUCUGCUGGCUCCUCACGUCGCCCCAUUGCUCAGCCAUCAAAUCCAGGCCCACCCGUGGGUAGCCAAGUGCCCAAACCUCAGCCACGCUGCUGUGUCCUGCUUCUCCCCCAGGGAAUGAAAACAAGAGUGAAGAAUUUGGCUUACGGGGUCUGAGCACAAUCUUCAGCAGGUGUGGACCCGUGUCUCUCCCUUGGAACUGCCACUGAUCAGAACUGAAUGCUGAUUAGGGCAAUGUGAGAAAUCAACUCGUUAAUUAGAAGAAUUCCACCAUUAGCAACAAACCAGGAGGUGGAUUCCUCCUCGAGAUCGGUGAGGAGCCGUGAUGAGAGUGAAGUCCUUCAGGACAGGACACAGACAGCCCCUGCUCUGUCCAAAUGCAUUUAACUCUGCUGAUUAAGGAGCCACAGAGGUGAUUUUAUCUACACUAAUCCGCAGAAGCACACGCACGCCUGCCCCUGCCUGGAUGUAAACCAGGAGCUUUCUUGUACUGGUUCCCACCAGGAAUGACAUUUUCAUCCCUGUUUCUGGAGCCAAACUGUGGCUUUUAAUAUUCUUUGAUCAAUAAAUAUUUCUCUGUGUAAUUUA